CUGCAAAUCCAAGCAUCGUCUUCUUUCUUCGUGUCUGUGAAUUGGAAUUUGCACCGAAGGAGUUCAAAAAUGGCGCAAAGGACGAAUAAUAUAAAUAUUUGGCACUUAUUCAUGCUGCUAAAUUUCAAUCUGCUGCUUCCCUUUUCAUCUGGUGAAUCAAAUGAUGUCUGCAUUUCGCAAGGUGGUCGUUUCCCACCCUUCUCAUUGGAAGGAAAACCUCCGAAAAAGGUUAGCAAAGCUCAAGAUUUGACGCUUUGUCGAGUCUUCCGAAAGAGGACUUGCUGUGGUGUAGCCCAAACACACGCGGCUUUACUUUCUGUUAGGAGGCUGGCUUCGACAGGGGAAGGCAACCAAGAAUGCUUGCAAUUAUGGGAACUUCUGGAGUGCUCAAUUUGUGAUCCACAAGUUGGCGUUCGACCCGGACCUCCUCUAAUAUGUGCCUCUUUCUGCAACAGAGUCUUCAAAGCUUGCUCUGAUGCUUACUUUUCUGUUGAUGCUAAAAUGCAGGUUCUAGCACCAUGUGGAGUGAAUGACUUUGUGUGUGGCAGGGCUUCCGAAUGGGUCUCGAAUGGCACGGAGCUUUGCAGCGCUGCAGGUUUUUCAGUUAAAAUUUCUGAUGAAGAAGCCUCUUGCUAUGGUAGUAAAGCCAGACUAGACUCCAUUGCUAAUUCGUGGAAGACUUCACCAUCUGUAGUGUCAUCACAAAGAACAGGUUACUUGGGUUUCUGGGAGGCUUUCCAGCAAUGGGUGAAAGAAAUGAGUUUUCAUGAACGGGUUUCGUGGCUGAUCGGGUCCGUGGUGUUUUCAGCAGGGCUUCUGUUUGCAAGCAAAAGGCAAAGUCAUAGCCAGCGCCAGAAAUAUGCCGCUAUUCAACGAGCAACGAAGAAAAUUGAAGCAAAUAUGAGUCCGAGUUCUCUUGGUACUCAAGGAAUCAGGAGAGGAAGUAGAAGAUGACUGACACCUACGCCAAUUUAUGAGG
Messenger RNA from Cucurbita pepo subsp. pepo (vegetable marrow), 979 nucleotides. Its product is annotated as folate-binding protein 1. The record is from RefSeq and is a predicted model, not a curated record. Lineage: Eukaryota; Viridiplantae; Streptophyta; Magnoliopsida; Cucurbitales; Cucurbitaceae.